This is a messenger RNA of Xyrauchen texanus (razorback sucker), 9438 nucleotides long. RefSeq names its product microtubule actin crosslinking factor 1b (gene macf1b). Gene Ontology annotation, molecular function: calcium ion binding; microtubule binding; structural molecule activity. The record is from RefSeq and is a predicted model, not a curated record. The transcript has 38 exons. Lineage: Eukaryota; Metazoa; Chordata; Actinopteri; Cypriniformes; Catostomidae. Bases 1 to 5742 code for a protein of 1913 amino acids. Gene Ontology annotation, biological process: hemidesmosome assembly; wound healing; intermediate filament cytoskeleton organization. Gene Ontology annotation, cellular component: intermediate filament; membrane; cytoplasm.
AUGGUCAAACCAGAGGUCGCAGAGCAGGAGAUGGUUCCUAUUCUCGCCCUGGCUCCCCUCCUCCUGGACGAGAGUUGGCUUUUCCCGACAACUCAGGACAUUCAAAGGGAAAGUGGCCUUACACUCCUACAGCGACUCCUGGAGGACAGGAGGUCCAGUAUAGAGACCAUGAUGCAGGAAGGCCCACACCUGGCAGAUGGGCUUCAGGGAGAGGACAGUGAAAAGGCCAAACUCAAGCUUGCACAACUCAAACUUAUGUGGGAGGCUCUAGUUCAGGGCGCCAAUAGCAGGCACAAAAUUCUGGAGGUCAUUCUGCCAAGAACCCAGUUAUUCCAGGAGAGGACAGACAGUCUCCAGCAAUGGCUCAUGUCUGUGGAUCAGGACCUAGCUGAGCUCCGUUCUGCAGAGAGAGGGAUGAUCCAUCUGCAAGAAGCCACCGGACAGGCCAAGGCAGUCCUGGAAGCGAUGAAAGCUAAGAGCAUCGACUUGGGGAAGGUACAAAAAUGUGCUCAUGAGCUCAUGAAAAACAUUUCAGAGGAGGAAACCCAGCUAGUACAGGAGCGAGUAGACAGUCUGCGGAUCCGGUACUCUGUGUUGAGUCUGGGCAGUGCUGAUGUCCUGCAGAGGCUCCAACAGGCUCUCGAGGCUUCCAGUCGAUGUACCUCCAGUCAGGAGGACCUGCACCUGUGGCUGGGUCGCAUUGAGAGAGAACUGCUGGUGCCUGGUAUCCAGGGCCAGACUGGGGACGCAGUCUUGUUUUCUGCUGAGAGACAGAAGGAGACGGUCCAACAUCCAUACGCCUACACGGACAUGAUGGUGGGAAUGAACAAGGACACCAAUCUUUCUGAGGCGGUGCUAAACUCGUGUCCGUCACCUUAUGCGGCUCACUGGUGGGACAUUGCGAAGAUACUGAAUUUGGAACAAGCUGUUGAGAAGGAGUCGGCUUGGUUCAGAGACACCUCACUGGCACUGAAGCAGCUCACAGCCAUUGAUCUAGACCCAGAGGUCAUUGCAACCCAACUCAAUGAGCAGAAAAUACUUGCUGUAGAGAUUCUGCAGCACAAAUUUAACAUUGAGAAAAUGGUGAAGAUUAUGGAACUCCUGCAGGUGUACAGUGAGGAUGGGGAGACCUUGAGUCUGCAGUCAUGCCUAGAUACCUUACAGGAGCAGUUUCAGGUCACUACUGCCACUAAUUCACAUGUCGUGCUUCAACUGGAACAUGCUCAGUCGCUCUUGUCUCAAUUCUCAGAGGGCUAUGCUGAGGUGUUACCAUGGUUACAGGAAACCAAAACCCUUAUUAGCCAGUUUACCCUGAACACCAUCAGCUACGAGGCUUUCCGAGAACAACAGGACCUCUUACAGGGCAUCAGGGAGUCCAUAGCAGAGCAUAAGCCUCUGAUAGCACAACUGAGCAUGCUGGCCAAGCGUCUGUCAGACCUGAAUGCAGCUCAGGGACAAGAGUUCUGCCAGAAAGCCAAAGACACUGAGGAGCAGCACCUGACCAUCAGAGACAAGGUUCGAGAGGCUGCCGGGGUACUGGAGGAGUCUGUGCCCCGCUACACACAGCUGAAUGAGAGGAUGACUCUGAUUGGAGAGAGAUUGGAUCGUCUGUGCAGUCACCUGCAGGCCUCAGUAGCUCUGCAGGGCUUGACCCCACGAAUUCAGGAGCAGCUGCAGGAUAACAGGCACACACUGACUGAGCUCUCCAAACUGGAUCUGGACCUCAGCAGUGUAAGGACACAAGCUCAGGAGUUGCUGACCAACACACGGGCAGUUGGGAACAGUUCCAUUGGCACAGCCUUUCAGGAGCAGGUGUUCACUCUAUCAAGCCGCUGGAAGGAGGCUCAGAAACAAGCUCAGGAGAAGGAGAACUGGCUUCUCAAUGUCAUGGAUCUGGCAGUCAGGUUCUGGAAUGAUGUGAAUGACGUUACAGCUGGGCUGAAUGAUGCCCAGCAGGCCGUUCUGGAUCUCAACUCCAAUCGUUCCGAUUCUGAGACCAUCCGACAGAGCCUAGAGACCAUGCAGACACUCAGGGAGGACAUUGACUCGCUGCAAGGUGACCUGGACAUAUUAGGAAUUCUGGGAAUGGAACUCAUGUCAGCUUGUGGUGACACAGACAAACCGGAUGUGACCAAAAGUUUAGAUGAGCUCUACUGCACGUGGAACAAUCUAAGUAAGAUCUGGACAGAGUGCAACAGCAAGUUAAAGGAAUGUUUACAAAUGGCUCUCCAGUAUCAGGACAACAUGCAGGGUCUCUUUGAGUGGCUGAAAUCUGCAGAGUUGAAAUCCACUGAGGAGUUUUCAGUGAGCUCUGACCUGGGAUCAGUCAAAGAGCAGCUAUAUGACCUGAAGGAAUUUAAACGGGAGCUUUAUCAGAAGAAGAUUGAGAUCGAAAUUCUAAACCAUCGCUUCGUGUGUCGUCUUUCUCCUGGCACCGAACGGCCUGGAUCCAUCUCUCCACUGUGUGACUUCCGUCAGCGAUGGGACAGCCUGGAGUCAGAGACCGUCAGCAGACAGCACCAACUGGAGUGUGCACUGCUAGGACUGGGUCAGUUCCAGAACACACUAGAUGAGUUGCACACCUGGCUCUCCCACACAGCUGACCUACUGAAGGCCUCUCAGCCAAUCAGCAUAGACCUGCAGACCUGUGAGAUAGAGCUAGCCAAACACAAGGUUCUCCGUAAUGAUGUGAUGUCCCAUGUGCACACGGUGGACACUCUGAACCAGGCCGGCAGAAGUCUGUUGGAGUCUGGGGCAGGAGACAGCUCACAUGUCCUACAGACUCGUCUGGAACAGCUGAAUGAACGAUGGGAAUUUGUCCGCUGUGAGACAGAGCGCAGACAGCUGGAGCUGGAAAAUAACCUUAGUCAGGUUCAAGAUGUAACCAUGGAGAUCCAAGAUCUCCUGCAGUGGCUGGAACACACAGACCUGAGGCUGUCGUCCAGUAAGACGGUGUGGGGUAUGCCGGACUCUGCCAACGAGAGACUGAAUGCUCAUUUGGAGUUGUGUAAUGAGAUGGAUUCUAAAAUGUACGCCUAUGCAAAUGUAUGCAACGCCAUCCACAGGAUGCUUGAGGGCAGUGAUGUGGCCCGGGGCUCCAGCACUGAGCACAGCUUAUGCAUACUGGAGCAGAAAUGGAGCUCAGUCUAUGCCCAAAUGCAAGAGCGAAAGGCAAAGCUGACAGAGGGACUUGGUCUUGCAAAAGAGUUUAACAGGAAUGUCCAAGACAUGCUGACCAAAAUGGCCAAGUGUGAGGAGACCAUAAACACUUUACCUGCACCCAGCUUCAUCCUGGACACUAUUUCCUCACAGCUCCAGGAGCACAGAAUGCUUGUGAGUGAGGUGCAGUCUUACAGCGAGAGGAAGACGAGUAUGGAGAAUGCUGCCACCUGUCUGUCUGAACUCUGCAGGAAGGAAGACUGUGAUGUAGUGCAGAACCUGAUCAUGACCGUUCAGGACCGAUACAGAAAACUCCUCCAACAUACCACAGAGAGAGGAAAAACACUGGAGGAUGUCAAAAGACAUUCCAAACAGUUCAGUGAAUCGUGGCAUCUACUGGUGGACUGGAUGACAGAGGUAGAACAGACAUUGGAUACACACAAAGAGAUCGCUGUGUCACAGGAAGAGAUAAAAAAACAGCUCGCUGAACAAAAGCAGUUCCAGAAGCUUCUCCGUUCAAAGAGGCCCAUGUAUGAGGCCUGUCUCAAGAGUGGCCGUUCACUGCUUGAGAAAGCUCAGAGUCCUGAGGACACACAACACCUGGAGAGCAUGGUGUCUGAGCUCAGAGACUCAUGGGACACCAUCAGUGGCAAAUCCAGUGAGAGGCAACAUAAGCUGGAAGAGGCCCUGUUGUUUUCAGGCAGGUUCGCUGAUGCUCUACAGGCUCUGAAUGAUUGGCUGUACAGAGCAGAGCCACAGCUUGCUGAUGAUGUGCCUGUGUGUGGUGAAAAAGACCUGGUCAACAAUCUCAUUGACAAGCACAAGGUGUUCCAGCGUGAGCUUGGAAAGCGUGCUAGCUGUAUCCGCACUCUGAAACGGUCCGUCAGGGAUCUGACACGGAGCAGCACAGCAGAUGCACACUGGCUGCAGGAGCAAAUGGAAGAGUUGGAGGGCCGCUGGGAGGCUGUGUGUAAACUAUCUGUGUCUAAACAGGCACGACUAGAGGCAGCACUUCAACAGGCGGAAGAGUUUGACGGAAUGAUUCACUCAUUCCUGGAUCAUCUUGCAGAUGUUGAGAGGGUUCUAAAAUAUGGAGUGCUACCUGAGGAAGAGGAAGCCCUUCUGGCAUUUCGUACACGUCAUCAGGAGUCAAGGAGUUCCUUGAACGGUCAGCAGAUGAUGCUGGAGAACAUUAGUAAACUGGGGGAAGAGAUACUGUCCUCGUGUCACCCUGACACGAUCAUCACCAUCAAAUCAUGGAUCAGCAUCUCAAAGACUCGCUAUGAAGAGGUCCAGAUGUGGGCGAAGCAGCAGGCCGAGAGGAUCCAUAGCAUGCUGUCUGCUCUAGAAGCAGAGAGAAAGGAAGUACAGAAACUACUAGACUGGAUAUCCUCCUCUGAAGAGUCUCUCAGUCUAAAAGAACAGGAAACAUUACCUGAAGACAUAGAGCUGACUGCAGAGCUCAUUACUCAACACUUGGUGUUUAUGGAUGAGAUGAAAGGGAAGGUUCCAGAGGUUGAGAAUGCCACAAAAUCCUGUAAACACAAGCUGGUUCCUAAGCAGCAGGUUUCUCCUAGUCGCAAGGGACCAACAAAAAGGAGAGACAUUGUGAAGCCCCAGUCGUCAGUACCUCUUCCUCUGGAGAAGUUGGACCCUCAAACUCCUCUUAUGUGUCAGCUGGUCAGUCAUUGGCAGAAACUCUGGCUCCUGGCCCACAGCAGACAGUGCAAACUGGAGGAAAAUCUGCAGAAGCUGAAAGAGUUGGAAGAGUUUGCAAACUUUGACUUCAACAUCUGGCGGAAAAGGUACAUGCAGUGGAUCAGUCACCUCAAAUCCCGGAUUUUGGAUGUUUUCCGUACCAUUGAUCGAGAUCAGGAUGGCCGAAUCAGCCACAAGGAGUUCAUCGACAAUGUUCUGGCCUCUAAAUUCCCCACCAACUCCCUGGAAAUGACUGCAGUUGCUAACAUAUUUGAUGUUAACGGUGACGGCUACAUUGACUACUAUGAAUUUGUGAGUGCCCUCCACCCAAGCCGAGACCCUUACAGAAAGACGAUAGAUGCAGACCAAAUCAAUGACGAGGUGAGUCGGCAGGUAUCUCAGUGCAACUGUCCAAAGAGAUUUCAAGUAGAGCAAAUUAGUGCAAACCGCUACAGGUUUGGAGACUCUCGGCAGCUGCGAAUGGUUCGUAUUCUACGAAGCACUCUGAUGGUGCGAGUUGGUGGUGGGUGGACUGCUCUAGAUGAGUUUCUGGUGAAGAAUGAUCCCUGUAGAGUAAAGGGACGCACAAACCUGAAGAUAAAGGAGAAGUAUCUCUCUCCAGACACUCUUAAGGCAUCAGGCCACAGAGGAAGUGCUAAAGGUCUGACUGUGAGCAGAUCCAACUCCAGUCUCAGUUUAUACAGCAGUGCCUCAGCUCCCAGCAGCCCCCUCAGCCGCAAGGCACUACUGCGCAGAAGUUUCUCAGGUGAGAGGUGUAUACGGCCCAGGAGCUCGAUUGCUGCAUUGGGAUCUGACUGUUUCUCUGCCGGAGGAGACGAUAACUCGCCUUCACCUUCAGAAGAGGCUGAGAGAGCACCCACAUGACCAUCUUCUGUCCCUCACACCAUGAGAGCAACCAAAAUGGAGUUCCUUACUUUUCUGAGGCCCGGAUCGACGGAAAGGCCAAAACUGCAGGCCUUAAUCCAGCAAGACAUGUGUCCUCCUCCUGCCAGUGAUCUUAUGUGUGUCUGGACCAACAAUCAAAUAUUAUGCCAGGUUUUGUUCUUACUAUUAUGCCAUUGAACUGUUCUGACCCACAGACUUUUUUUAAUGAUGGUCUUAAUAGUAAUGAGAGACCACCAGAAUGUUUUGCAUGGGUUUGAAAAGCACGUCUACAAUUUAUUUAGUGCUUUAAAUAAGAUAUAUGCACAGAGGUCGUUAUAUUCUACAGUUUCUUGGUGUGAGGGUGAGUUUUUUAUCUUACUCUGCAUUGCCACAGUAUAAGUAAGGCCACUGCCUUUUUAUAUUAGUUUAUUUAACCAACCUUUUCAUAAUUAAGUUUUCAAACACACACAUACAUAUGAAUAAAGAUAAAAGACAUCCCACAGAUGGUGAUGCAAACCAAAAAAACUAAAAAAUCUAAGACUUUCUAAUGUAGGCUUUAGAAAGCACUUUAUAUAAAGCACUGGUUUAGAGGUCAAUUCUAUUGUUUUUUUGAAGUGUGGCUGUAAUAUACUCAGAUUUGGAGUACCAGACUAUUUCAAGGUGUAAUCCAGAGAAUGCAUUUAAAGACCCCAUGUAAUCAAAAUUGGAGUUUUGUGGCUUUUUAUUUAAAAAAAAAAAAUAAAUCCUUUAACAGGUUCUUCACACUUUUUAGUCUUUUGGGAAAUCAAUUCAAAAAUAUUGAUGAUUCAUCUUGCACUUGUGGGCACACUCACAUUUUGACAAUAAAAGGCUUUCUUGAAAGAAAAUGUCCCUCCCUAAUGCCAACUUCUGACUAGUGAUAGCAUGUAAUUAGUCAUGGUUCAUGGCUGUGAUGCAGACUUAAGGCUUUUGGAUAUAAAAAAUUGUCAUGCCUUUCAAUAUGUCCCACAACAAGAAUAAUACAUUUUCAAUAAUAAACAUGUCAACUUAACCCUUUCGCACAUGAGUUUCUCCUGUACAGAUCCCCCAUCGUGAGAUCUUUAAUCAGAAUCACUGGAGGAUAGAUUAUAUAUUAUCAAAGAUCUAACCUGAUUUUUAGAUGUUGAUAAUGAUUUAUUAUGAUUGAUAAGAUGUGAUCGUGAAUGUGCUUGCUGGCUAAGUGUGGCGCUAUAUUGUUUACAUGCAAUGCAGCAUAGGAUUCUGAGUCCGUCAAGACAAGAAGGUUCUAAAAGCCUAGCCCUUCCACUUUCCCAGCACCGGGAGUGGUUAGAAUGAGUGACGGAUGGAAUGGGAGAAGGCUCGAGUGGACUGACUAGUUUGUAUAUUCUUUGGUUGACGUUAGAAAAUAUUAUGCAGCGCUGCGUCAAAACAAUGGUAACGGAUUUAAAGUUUUAUUUAGUGAUUGUUUGAAUGUUUGUAACAUAUAAAAAUAAAGAUUUUGUGAUGUUGAAAAGACUAUUUGAGCAGCUGGUUCAUAAUGACAUCCGCUACAGUCCCUCUUUUACUGGUAAACAGCAGCACAAAUGCAGAUUUGAUCAUAUUUGUCUGAGCCCAGACUAGUGUAAUCACACCUGUUUGAUUGUACUUGCGAAAGGGUUAAAAAACUCAUCAAUCGAUUUCAUGGGGGCUUUAAUUUAAGACUUCGCUAAUUCCAUUUCAUUGUGAGAUUUGACUUAUUUGUUUCCUUUCUUUUACGUCCCAAUGUCAGUAAAAUGUACUGUAUUUUAGUGUAAUAUCAUAGUAACUUGUAGGAUUUUCUUUUUUAAAUUCUUCCCAAAAUAUUUUUUUUAUAUUAUUUUAUUUUCAGCAAUCAUGCGAUCUGUUCUAAUAACUUCCUGUGAGGAUAUGAAAGUGUAGGUCUCUGUGAGAUUAGCCUGACAUAAUACACCUUGGCAAAUGCUCCUUUUUCAGUUCCAACUGUUUUUUUAUUCGAUUUUUUUACUUUUACUGUUUUCGAUCCAAACGAAUCCACAUUGAUAUGACAUGCUUUUGUAUUGUGUUCUGCUCAGGGCAAAAUCUGCUGUAUACAUAUUUGCUCAAACAUUUUGUUGAUCAUCUUGGGUUGAAUUAUUGUACUAUUGUACAAGUGUUAUGGUAGUAGCAUUGAUUCAAAUUACAUAUCAAAUAUGUGUGUCUUUUAAUUUAAUGCAUAAGCAGUUUGAAAUGGAUUUUGAGAGUUUACAGCAUGUGAUGGGUGACUUAUCCAUUGAUUGAGUAUAUUGUCUGUUGUGUUGUCCUAACUGAGAAUCCUCAGAUGAAGAAAUUUAGAGAAAUUCGAAAAAACUCUGUCAACAUUUACUCAGUGUCAUGUCGUUCCAAACCUGUAUGUUGUUAUUUUUUUCUUGUAUUUAAAGAAUAAACAAUCGCGCCUUCUGAAGCCAUGCAUUUCAAAUAGAAUUCCCACACAUUUCCAUGACCUUCCCAGGCAUUUGUGGUUACUGGAAAUGUUUUUUUGUUAGUAAAAAGUAAAAGUAAUUCAAACUGAUUAGCUAAUGAAUCUUUCAGACCAAUUUGUGAACCAUUUUGACGUAUUUAUUAACAAGAACUUACUCAAAAGAACAAUUUGUUCUCAAAUCACUGUGGCUUGCAAGCAGGUUUUACUCUACACAAGAGCAUUAUGUUGUUGAUGAGACAUUUUUAGAGCAGAGGAAAACUAGACUCACUAUAAAAAUGCUUAUUCAACUUUUUUUUUUUUUGUACUUUUCAAGGCCUGGAAAUCACCAUUUUAAAAUUCCCUUUUAUAUUUCCAGGUUUUCCAUGACAGAUAGCGUAUGGCCUCAAUGAUAUCAAUCCUAGUGUGUUACUUCGGCGCAUCUUUUUUAAAACUGAUCACAAAUAAGAUUUCAAAGCUUUGGUGGAGGGGAAGAUUAUCAAUGAAUAACAACUAACACUUUGUUUUUGUUUUUUUUGUUUUUACACAAAGCAACUGUAUGGCUUCAGAAGACACAUAUAAUGCACACAUUUUAUGGGUACUUUUAAGGUGUGAUUUGUCAUUUUUGGAGUUUGACUACAGUAUGAGGUCACUAUGAACUGUCGUUGUAUGGAAAAGCGCUGCAAAAAAUUCUUCAAAAUGUAUCCCUUUGUGAUCCUCAAAAAAACUAAAUGAAAUGGAAUGACAAGAGGGUGAGUUAAUAAUAACAAAAUGUAAAGUUUAUGUGAGCUCUUCCUUUAAUAUUGAAAAACUUCUAAAAUAAUUAGAAUAAAAGUAAUAUAGCCAAUAUUGGACACAUAUAUUUUCAAGUUAUGGUGAUCAGUGUUAUUAUUUAGAAGUGAUCAAGGAAUGCCAGUGUCUGUAGUCAGCUGGACUCUAAAUGACAAUCUAUACAAACCCCAAAAACCCAUUUGACACUCAAAAUCCAUUUCAUUGCAGUAGAUGCUGUAGCACUGUCAGGACAGGUAAUCGCCUCACCUGUUUGUCUGUGAUCAUCCAUGUCAUUCACAAAUGACCUUAUAAAUGCUGGUUUAAGUCAUUUCUUCAACAGAUAUCCUCUUCUGCUAUGCACCUAUUAUGCACUGUAAAUCUCUGAUCCUGUUAAUAAUGUUACGGUCAGAAGCAUUACUGCUUAUUUACUAUACUGUAUGUCUCUGAUCAUGUAAAAUAUGGUUACUAGAUCUCUUUUGAGUGCUGCAUUACUUUUAGGUAUAGUAGAGGAAUGU